AAGUUCAGACGCUGAAGUCUUCGCAUAAAAAGCGACGCCUUCAGAAUCUAGACAGCGUCCAUCCUCCCAACAACAGUAGCAGCUAUCGAUACAUCAGCCAUUCCAAUGUCCUUCUAUGUGCCAGCGGCGUUACUUGUGGUCGGCGCUCUCCUCGUCCUCCUUCGCUUGUUCAACCGCGGCGGCAUCAAGCAUAUCCGUGGCCCCCCGUCCCCGUCCUUCAUUCUCGGUCAUGAGGCCGCAAUCGCCCAUCAGGAAGAAGCGGGCACCCUAGACACGCAAUGGAUGAAAGAGUAUGGUCCUACAUGGCGAGUUCGAGGUGCCUUCGGGACGGAUGUUAUCAUGAGUGCAGAUCCCAAGGCUAUCCAGCACGUAUUCCAGAAGUCAGGCUACAAUUACCCGAAGAAGGAGUCCCAGAAUUUCUUAGGAUGGCUUCUAGCAGGUCCUGGUAUAGCAGCGGUCAGAGGUCAAGACCAUCAGCGUCAGCGGAAAAUAAUGAACCCGGCGUUCAGCGUGCCCCAGCUCCGAAGCUUCUUGCCUCUAUUCCAGCGCAUUGCGACCAAGCUUUCGAACAAAUGGAAGGGAGAGCUCGUGGCCACUGGUGAGCUCAGCCUGCUGUUAAACAAAUGGCUGUCGCGUGCAACACUGGAUGUGAUCGGGGAAGCGGCGUUCGAUUACAACUAUCAUUCUCUUGAUGACGGAGAACGCAGCGAGAUCUCGAAAGCCUACGAGAACAUCUUCGCGGACAUGAGUUACAUGCCGCCGAAGGCAGCCGUACUGUUCCAAGCCUCUUGGGAUUACAUUCCGGUGCCUAUCCUCAAGUUAAUCAGAUAUCUCCCCCUCAAUCCCUGGACUCGCAUGAGGAAGCUUAAUAACCUGUUCCGGGAGUACGGCAAGCAGAUCCUCCGAGAGCAGGGUCCUGAUGUGGAUACGGAGAAGAAAGUCAACAGUAAGGAUGUGAUGAGCAUUCUCAUCAAGGCGAAUCAUUCCGCGGACGCCAAGACUCGCCUGGAUGACGAGGAGCUCUCCGCAGAGAUGUUCACGCUUACCCUCGCUGGCCACGAAACCACUUCUGCUACGCUCACAUUCCUCCUAUACGAACUGGCGAGGCACCCCGAGUACCAAGAGCGCAUGCGUCAGGAGAUCAGAGAUGUUCGCGCCAAGGUGGCACAGCGUGGUGGGGCUGAAUUCGCCACCGAGGAUCUAGACUCCUUGACUCUCACUAACAAUGCUAUCAAGGAGACCCUCCGGUUCCAUCCGAUCGCCCUCGGUCUUGCUCGUGUCGCCCUCAAAGACGAUGUGAUUCCGCUCGCGUAUCCGAUCGUGUCGACGACGGGCGAGACGAUCAGAGAGAUACCGGUCAAGGCCGGACAGGUAUUCUCUGCGUCGUUUAUCGGAUACCAACGCCUGACGGAAGUCUGGGGCGAGGACGCCAAUGAGUGGAACCCCGACCGCUUCUUCCGGAUUGACGCUGUCAAGCAGCCUGCGAAUGUCGGCGUUUUCGCAAAUCUUUUGACAUUCUCUGCUGGAAUCCGGGCCUGCAUUGGAUGGCGGUUCUCGGUUCUGGAGAUGCAAGCAUUCCUGUCCGAGCUGGUGGAGAACUUUCAAUUCGACCUGCCGAAGGAGAAGGUCGAUAUCCAGCAGGCUGUGGCCGGUAUCGGCAUGUUCCCUGCCAUCCGUGGUAAGGCGGACCAAGGUAGCGCGAUGCCGCUUCGUAUCUCGCUCGCGCAGUGAGCGUAGGGUUUAUGAGCCGCGCCGCUGGACAAUGAGAUGUCUUGUGUCUACGUGGAUUCGGUAGUCAUCCAUUUGUAUCUUGGACGCAUCGUUAGGGAGACAUGUUGACUCACU
This is a messenger RNA of Dichomitus squalens LYAD-421 SS1, 1845 nucleotides long. Its product is annotated as cytochrome P450. The record is from RefSeq and is a predicted model, not a curated record. Bases 106 to 1731 code for a protein of 541 amino acids. Lineage: Eukaryota; Fungi; Basidiomycota; Agaricomycetes; Polyporales; Polyporaceae. The transcript has 14 exons. Gene Ontology annotation, molecular function: heme binding; iron ion binding; oxidoreductase activity, acting on paired donors, with incorporation or reduction of molecular oxygen.